This is a messenger RNA of Alosa sapidissima (American shad), 1937 nucleotides long. It is a transcript of the gene acat1, whose product is annotated as acetyl-CoA acetyltransferase 1. Bases 109 to 1377 code for a protein of 422 amino acids. NCBI's taxonomy places the organism in Eukaryota, Metazoa, Chordata, Actinopteri, Clupeiformes, Clupeidae. Gene Ontology annotation, biological process: fatty acid beta-oxidation. The transcript has 12 exons. The record is from RefSeq and is a predicted model, not a curated record. Gene Ontology annotation, molecular function: acetyl-CoA C-acetyltransferase activity.
AUGCGCAAAGUAACCCCUGUCCUGUGUUGAUAGUUUGGCUGUUGGGCAGGUGAAGGUGAAAGCCAUCCAAGUGUGCGAAAAGCCGAAAGUGAACCUUGCAUCACGAUUAUGUCAUCUUGUGGACUUUUUACUGCGCAUACACAGCUGUGCAGACGGCUGGUAACUUCGCGCCAAUGUCUAUCAAGAACCUACUCAUCAAAUCCAGCUCUGAAUGAAGUUGUCAUCGUCAGUGCUGCGCGAACUCCUAUGGGGUCUUUCAGAGGAAGCCUCUCAUCUGUUCCAGCUACUAAAUUAGGUUCAGUUGCAAUCAAAGCGGCCGUUGAGCAAGCAGGUAUCCCUGUGGAUGCGGUUAAAGAGGUAUACAUGGGAAAUGUACUCCAGGCAGGUGAAGGGCAAGCACCGACAAGACAAGCUCUCCUUGGUGCAGGUUUGCCCAUUUCCACACCAGCUACAACAAUUAAUAAAGUUUGUGCCUCUGGCAUGAAGUCCAUUAUGAUGGCAGCACAAAGUUUGAUGUGUGGACACCAGGAUGUUAUGGUGGCAGGAGGUAUGGAAAGCAUGUCCUGUGUACCAUAUGUAAUGAACCGACAGACACCUGCCUAUGGUGGAUUACAUGUGGAGGACCUCAUUGUGAAAGAUGGUCUCACGGACGUCUAUAAUAAGUUUCACAUGGGAAAUUGUGCAGAAAACACGGCCAAAAACUGCAGCAUUUCAAGGGAAGAGCAGGAUGCCUAUGCCAUCAAGUCAUACAGCCAAAGCAAAGCUGCAUGGGAGUCAGGGGUUUUUGCUAAGGAGAUUGUUCCUGUUAGCAUUCCUCAAAGAGGCAAGCCUGACAUUAUUGUAAAGGAAGAUGAAGAAUGGCGAAGAGUCGACUUCAGCAAAGUUCCCAAACUGAAAGCGGUAUUUCAGCGAGAAAAUGGUACAGUGACAGCUGCAAAUGCCAGCACUUUGAAUGAUGGUGCUGCUGCUUUGGUUUUGAUGACUGCAGAUGCUGCGAAAAAGCUAAAUGUCAAUCCACUCGCCAGGAUUGUUGCUUUUGCUGAUGCUGCAACUAAUCCGAUUGAUUUCCCGAUCGCUCCAGCUUUUGCGGUCCCUAAAGUUCUUGAGAUGAGUGGUGUGAAGAAAGAUGAUAUUGCAAUGUGGGAGAUAAAUGAAGCCUUCAGUGUUGUGGUUUUGGCCAACAUCAAAAUGCUUGAUAUUGACCCAAAUAAGGUUAAUGUCAAUGGAGGAGCAGUGUCACUUGGUCAUCCAAUUGGCAUGUCUGGAACUAGAAUUGUGGGCCACAUGGUGCACAGUCUCCAGUCAGGGCAGUACGGACUCGCAGGGAUCUGUAAUGGAGGUGGUGGUGCAUCUGCUAUCCUUAUUCAGAAAUGCUAGCAUGUGUGCUGUCUUAUGGUCCUUCUGGUAAGAUUGCAGCCUUGAUGCUUGCUGUGUACAUGUUACUAAACAGCAUCACAAAGAUACCUUAACAGUGAAAGCCUUAUGACUGUUUCAUUGAAACCGGUCACUUUUGAAAUAUCACUCCCAUUUGCUGACUUUUUACUCCAUGUUGUAUAAAUUAACUGCCAUAGGAAUACUGUCAGGAAUCUAUAGUCAGUUACUAUGUAUUGCAUUUACUUCCUUUGAUAGUGAAAUUAUUGAAAGAUUACUGUACUAAUCCUUGAACUGUAACACAACAUAUCUGGAAAUUGGAAUCAGUGAAGGAAUCAGUGAAGACAUAGGAAUGGGAGGCUACACUUGUGUUCAUCUGUACUAAAGGAAAGUGUUUGUAAUACAAAUUGUACACUCCUGAGGGAAUAUUGUGAAUGUAGAGCAAAGCUGAUCCCCUGUAGUUUUGGCCUUUUUGUUUCCUUUGUUGACAGGUUUGCACUGUACAGGAUAUAAGCUCAAACACUCAUUUUCUUUAGUUUCAAAAUAAAUCUGAGGUGUUUGUUAAA